Molecule: messenger RNA, 1896 nt
Organism: Xenopus tropicalis (tropical clawed frog)
Lineage: Eukaryota; Metazoa; Chordata; Amphibia; Anura; Pipidae
Product: dimethylaniline monooxygenase [N-oxide-forming] 2-like
Exons: 9
Coding region: 105-1700 (531 amino acids)
Cellular component (GO): endoplasmic reticulum membrane
Molecular function (GO): flavin adenine dinucleotide binding; trimethylamine monooxygenase activity; N,N-dimethylaniline monooxygenase activity
Source: RefSeq, a predicted model, not a curated record
UAAAAAUUACUUAUUAACAUUCAGCCUGAGUGCUUCCUAUUGCUGAACUAAUGGAAAAGAGUAACGGAAGGGAACUCAGCAUUGACAAAGUGUUCUAGGUGAUCAUGGUUAAACGAGUGGCUAUAGUUGGGGCUGGCUGCAGUGGACUGACGGCAAUUAAAUGCUGCCUGGAAGAAGGUUUGGAGCCCACAUGCUUUGAAAGAAGUGAAGACAUUGGUGGACUCUGGAGGUUCACAAAUAACACUGAAGAAGGAAGGGGAAGUAUAUAUAAGUCUGUGGUCACUAAUACUUCCAAGGAGAUGAUGUGCUUCAGCGACUUCCCUAUGCCGGAGGAAUUUCCCACAUAUCUGCACCAUUCAAAGGUCUUAGAAUACCUUCACCUAUAUGUAGAACAUUUCAGUCUGAUAAAAUACAUCCAUUUCCAGACUGAAGUCUGUAGUGUGAGGAAACAUCCAGAUUUUAAUUCCACUGGACUAUGGGAUGUAGUAACACAAAAACAAGGAGAAAAGACAGUGGCCAUUUUUGAUGCUGUACUGAUCUGCAAUGGGCAUUUUACUGACCCUUGUUUGCCAUUUGAAUGUUUUCCAGGAAUAAAUAAUUUCAAGGGAAGCAUCAUCCACAGCAGAACUUAUAAGACCCCUGACAGUUAUAAUGGGAAGACAGUACUUGUGGUGGGAAUAGGGAACUCAGCUGCAGAUCUUGCUGUGGAACUUGCCCAUAUUGCAAAACAGGUUUUUCUCAGCACCCGGGAAGGCUCUUGGGUUCUCAGCAGGAUCUCGCACAAUGGUUUUCCUGUAGACAUGGUACUAUCCAGGCGCUUUACUCUCUUGGGUGUACAUUUACUCCCUAAGAAACUUGCAGCCAUGCUUAAUGAGAAAUUAAUGAGCAGAUGGUUUAACCAUGCCAACUAUGGUUUAGAGCCAAAGAACAGGAUGAAGAUUCCUAUUGUGAAUGAUUAUCUUCCAAGCCAAAUCCUACAAGGAGCAAUAAAAGUCAAGCCUAACAUUAAGGAAUUCACUGAAACCUCUGCCAUAUUUGAAGAUGGGACAGUAGUAGACAAUUUGGAUGCUGUUAUUUUUGCCACAGGGUACAAUAUGACUUUCCCCUUUCUUAAUGACUUUUCCUUAGAGAUGGAUGAAAGCAAUGCACCUUUGUAUAAAAAUGUCUUUCCAGUCCAGGUGGAGAAACCAACAAUAGCCUUCUUGGGACUUAUCCAACCUCUUGGCCCUAUCAUGCCAACUGUGGAGCUGCAAGCUCGAUGGGCCACAAGGGUAUUCAAAGGUGAAGCUCAUCUGCCUCCAAAAAGAAAAAUGGAAAAAUAUAUUAUAAGAUCAAUGAAAACAAAGAGCAAAUGGUUUGGAAUUACCAAAAGCCUGUCCCUGCAAACACAUUAUAUUGACUACGUCAAUGAGUUGUCUGUGGAAAUUGGAAAUUGCCCAAACCUUAUGUACCUUUUCCUCACAGAUCCUAAAUUAGCCUGGGAAGUGGCGUUUGGUCCGUGCACACCUUUCCAGCACCGUCUGUCUGGCCCUGGCAAAUGGCAAGGAGCAAGAAAAGCAAUUCUCACCCAGUGGGAAAGAACACUGAAGCCAAAUAGGACACGCAUUGUACAGAAAAAUCAGGAUGCCAUGCAGAGAUUACCCUAUAAUUUGAUUUUAAUCUUGAGUGCUAUUAUUGUGGGUAUCUGGUUUCGUUCAUAGUAUAUCCCAUCAACAAAUUAAUUUUAGGCUUAUCGGUGUCCUGUGCUGAUAUAAAUUUUACUGUAGCAAUGUCUCUUAUUCACAGCCUUUAGCUAGGCAUUUGCUUUGUGUUCUUUGGUGUUUAUCCCAUACCAGGACAAUAAUGGAAAAUAUUUCUCUAUGUAAGCCAAAAAAAAUUUUGUAAUGUAAAAAAAAA